GCAGAGCUUUUAAGAGAACAGCAAAAGCAACCUCGACCUCAGAGACGACGGAGACGACGAAGGAGAAGGAAGAUCGCCUGAAUUUCCCUCCCGAGAGGCCGAAAGCUCCGUCGGCCUCACUUCAUAGGCGCUCUCCUGCCAGAUUGAUGCUCAAUUUUGAGCAGUAGGAGGCCACCAUCAUGUCCUCCGCCGUCGAAGACCAGUUCGCUUCCAUCACCGUAAGUGAGAAGUCCCGUUCGCAUUCCCACGCUUCGAACGGCUCGCCGAACCGUGACGCCGGUGAGAUUGUGGAAGAGAGGGCCGCUGCAUGGAGGAGCGAGGCGGAGGGGCAUCCGGUCCCUAGUAGCAGCGGGUACUCCGGCGAGAUUGGAGAGGACGAUAUACGGGAAGCGAGGAACGCUGGUGGUCAAGUUGAUGGAGUCUCUGGAUCCGGUUUGCAGGGAAAGCGGCGCCUUGAUGAGGACGAUGCUUCUGUUUCGUGGAGAAAAAGGAAGAAGCAUUUCUUUAUAUUGAGUCAUUCUGGCAAACCAAUUUACUCGAGAUAUGGAGAUGAAUACAGGCUGGCAGGAUUUUCUGCGACGCUACAGGCCAUAAUUUCCUUUGUAGAGAAUGGGGGUGAUCGUCUCAAGUUUGUUAGGGCAGGAAAACACCAGGUAGUUUUUCUUGUCAAGGGGCCGAUCUAUUUAGUCUGCAUCAGUUGCACUGAAGAGCCUUAUGACGCACUCGGAAUGCAAUUGGAGCUCAUCUAUGGUCAGAUGAUUCUUAUUCUAACAAAGUCUGUAAACAGAUGCUUUGAGAGAAACCCAAAGUUUGACAUGACGCCAUUGCUGGGAGGGACAGAUAUUGUCUUCUCUUCCCUUAUCCAUUCUUUUAGCUGGAACCCAGCCACAUUUCUUCAUGCAUAUACUUGCCUUCCACUUGCUUAUUCGACAAGGCAGGCUGCAGGUGCUGUGCUCCAAGACGUGGCUGAUUCUGGUGUCCUAUUUGCUAUACUUAUGUGUAAGCACAAGGUUGUCAGUAUUGUUGGUGCUCAAAAGGCAUCCCUACAUCCUGAUGACAUGUUGCUACUUGCAAAUUUUGUCAUGGCAUCAGAAUCAUUUAGGACAUCCGAGUCUUUUUCACCGAUUUGUCUGCCGAGAUAUAAUCCUAUGGCAUUUUUGUAUGCAUAUGUACAUUAUCUUGACGUGGACACAUACUUGAUGUUGCUCACUACAAGUUCAGAUUCCUUCUAUCACCUGAAGGAUUGCAGGAUUCGCAUAGAAGUGUCUCUGCUCAAAUCGAAUGUUCUUAGUGAAAUUCAAAGAUCCAUGCUGGAUGGUGGACUGAGAGUUGAGGAUGUGCCAAUGGAUCCAUUACCUCACCGUGGAUCUUUGCUCUCCCAUUUAGGUCGACAGAAACCACAUAUGCAGGACAGUCCUAAGGAAGCUUCUUUGGGUAUUGGUGGUCCAGCUGGACUCUGGCAUUUUUUGUACCGAAGUAUAUACAUGGACCAGUAUGUAGCUUCAGAAUUUUCACCUCCAAUCGACAGUCCCCGACAGCAGAAAAGGUUAUAUAGGGCCUACCAGAACAUGUAUGCUUCCAUGCAUGCCCAAGAUAUUGGACCCCACAAAACUCAGUUCAGAAGAGAUGAAAGUUAUGCCUUACUUUGCUGGGUUACUCAAGAUUUUGAAUUCUAUGCGGCUUUUGAUCCACUGGCAGACAAGGCAUUGGCAAUAAAGGUUUGCAAUCAGGUUUGCCAAUGGGUGAAAGACCUCGAAAACGAGAUCUUUCUGCUGGGAGCCAGCCCGUUCUCAUGGUGAAACUCAUCUUCUGUAUAAACCGGCAUGGAGAGUCUCAAUUUCUCGAGAAAUCCGGUCAUCUAGUUCUUCUAUUCAGGAGCAGUUCAUACAUCCAUAUCAUCAGUUCAAUCAUGAUAGGAAAGCAUGGUAUUAAUUAAUGCUUAGAAUUAUUAGUUGCAUGUUCUUUUCUGAGCUUUUUUUUGGGUAAGGAAUGUAUAAUGUAUGUAGUCAUACUCGAUACAUACUUGUCAGUGAUGCAAAUUGUCACAAGCAUCGAAUGGAUUUAGUUUGGCUGCCAUUUUGCACGAAUCAAGUCGAUUUGUUCAUUUUCUA
Punica granatum (pomegranate) is the source of this 2111-nucleotide messenger RNA. Lineage: Eukaryota; Viridiplantae; Streptophyta; Magnoliopsida; Myrtales; Lythraceae. The record is from RefSeq and is a predicted model, not a curated record.